AUGAAAGUUAUACCUAUGUCUUAUCCAAUGAGUGAAUUAUCAAUAGACUUUGAAAAAAAACUUAACAUAAAAGUGGAAAAAGGAACACAUUAUUAUAGUCAAUCAAAUUCAAUCUGUGAAAGAAGUUUAAGAACAAUUCAAUCAUCUAUUUAUAAACUUGUGGAAAUUACAGGACAAGAAUGGGACAUCUAUCUACCUUUCAUCGCCUACAACUACAUUACCUCAAAUAUAGAAUCACUUCAAUCAACACCAUUUGAACUUAUGUACUACCGAAAGCCACCGUCAUGCUUAGACUUAUUUUUAAAAAAAUUCUACACUAUACUACUAGAAACCAACUCUACGCAUUAUGAAAUAAUGGAAAAGACAAAUAUGGCAAGACAAAUAGCAAGUGAAAACCAUCACCAACAUUGUCUAAACAUAAAUUCAAAAACCAAUAAAAAUAUACCAAAGAUAAAAUCAUAUAGACAAGGUAAAGAAAUUUAUUUAAAAAAUAAAAACAAGGCUUUAAAAUUCGACAUCAACUACAUUGAACCUGUAAAAGUUAUUGAAGAUCUUGGAACUAAAGUUAAAUAUCUAUCUCAAGCUAAUAGAAAACUAAUAGCCAGUAAAUCUAAUGUUCGAUCUUAA
This is a messenger RNA of Strongyloides ratti, 627 nucleotides long. RefSeq names its product Ribonuclease H-like domain-containing protein. Gene Ontology annotation, molecular function: nucleic acid binding. The coding region runs from base 1 to 627 and encodes 208 amino acids. The record is from RefSeq and is a predicted model, not a curated record. The transcript is spliced from 2 exons. NCBI's taxonomy places the organism in Eukaryota, Metazoa, Nematoda, Chromadorea, Rhabditida, Strongyloididae.